UCAAGAUUCACUGGAAGCUUCCCUCUCCAGAUAUGGCUGUGCUAGGCUUUAUCUUAUCUUUCACCAUCCUUUCACUAGGGCAUGGGAUGCCCACUCUUCUUCACACAUUGGAGUCCAGAUUUCCAUUACAAGGAUCAAUCCAGAGACUGGAACCUUCACCUGUUCUUCAUGGAAAAAGACUCCCCCAUGAUAUGAAAUAUCCAGUCUACAUGAUGCACAUGUACCAGAAUCUCAUGUCAGGGAAAUUUAAAGAUUUGUCCAUUCGUGGUGAACCUGUCCUUCAGGAAUCUGACACAGUUUUGAGCCUCAUUGCAAAAGGAUGCACCCAAGUGGAUAACCGGUGGACAUUAUCUUUCGACAUGUCUUCAGUCUCCAUUAGCAGUGAGUUAAGGCUGGCGGAGCUGAGAAUCCAUUUGCCUUCUUUUCAGAGGUCCAAGAAUGUGACACUAGAUAUCUACCACACCAAGGACAAUCUGAAGAGGAUCUUCCUAGGGUCAGUGGCCAUAGAUUCCCAUAUUACUCCAGUCUCCUCCUGGAAAGUCUUUAACUUGACACCGAUGCUGCACCACUACCUCUAUCAAAAAGGGAGAUUAUCCAAUGAGCAAUACACAGAGAUCAAGGCAACUUCACAUGAAGAACAGAAGGUUAGUUGCAAUGGUCUCCUAUCUGAAAGAAUCAUGUUGGUGGUAUUUUCUACAGAUAGACUCUCUUCCAAACUCACUGGUUCCCCCAGUCUUAUUGAAACAGUCGAGUCCUCAAAGUAUAUCAUAACAGAGGCAAACACCAGAGACACAGGCAGGAGGCGACACAGGAGAAACCGUUAUACUCUUGACAGUAUUAUAAGAAGCGGCUUUUAUUCUCGGCCUGUGGGAGAUGGUAAAACCCUGUGUAAGAGAGUAGACAUGAUUGUGGACUUUGAGAAAAUUGGUUGGGGUGACUUAAUUAUUUACCCUAAGAGAUUCAAUGCUUAUCGAUGUGAAGGAUCCUGCCCGAUUCCACUGGAUGAGAACUUCAAGCCAACAAACCACGCCUACAUUAAGAGUUUGGUUAACCUCUUUGAUCCUGAAAGAGUAGAAUGUCCAUCAUGUGUACCAGUGAAGAUGAGGCCUCUGUCAAUGCUCAUGUACGAAGGGGAUGAAAUUGUUCUAAAACACCAUGAAGACAUGAUUGUAGAGGAAUGUGGAUGUUAUUAAGGAAUAGACAUUAAAGACAUUUAAUACUGGAGCUGUAGAUGAAGAUAAAAGACAAGGAACUUUGUGAAAAUGAAGACAGUAAUAAAAAAGCAAUUGUAUAAUAUGUAAUAUAAAGUCACUGCAGAGACUUAAAGAUUUUUAAAAAACGUCUUGCAAAUGCUGAGGAAUAUAUUGGGAUUAUGCUGACUUGAAAUGUAAAUAAAUGUAUUUAUAUUUAAAUGUGCUAACAAUAAAAAAAACUCAGCUUCUAUGAUGGGUAAAACUAA
Molecule: messenger RNA, 1459 nt
Organism: Xenopus laevis (African clawed frog)
Lineage: Eukaryota; Metazoa; Chordata; Amphibia; Anura; Pipidae
Product: nodal homolog 2-A-like
Exons: 3
Coding region: 33-1193 (386 amino acids)
Source: RefSeq, a predicted model, not a curated record